Molecule: messenger RNA, 909 nt
Organism: Owenia fusiformis
Lineage: Eukaryota; Metazoa; Annelida; Polychaeta; Sabellida; Oweniidae
Source: the annotation of a GenBank genome assembly
AUACACAUGUGUAUCUCAUACUUAAGUGGGUUUGGGGUAGAUAUCACUCGGGAAUAUAUAUCAUAUCUGAGGAGCGGGCAGGAUAUAUUGUAUAUGUCCCACUCCAGGCCAAAUGCGGGCAGAUAUAAUAUAUCCAUCCUGCUCCCGGGAAUUUUUCAAAAGUUUAAAAAAGUUUUAAAAAGUUUUAAAAAGUAUGAGAUACACCAGUUAUGCACGGUCGGUUUGGAUACAUGGAAUAUCCCUUGGGAUAUACAAUACAUCUUCCCUCGGGAUAUACAAUACAUCUUCCCUCGGUCCCUUCGGUCCCUCGGGAAGAUAUAUUGUAUAUCCCUCGGGAUAUUCCCUGUAUGCAAAACCUCCCAGUGCAUAACCCCUAUAUAUGUAAUACAGCAAUGUGAUAAUACCAUGUUGGUUAUUAUCCCAUCGAACGAAGUUCGGAGGGAUAUAGGGAACGCCUCCGUCCGUCCGUCCGUCCGUCCGUCCGUACGUCCGUCCGUACGUACGUCCAUCCGUACGUACGUCCGUCCGUCCGUCUGUCCGUCCGUCCGGGCGAUAACUCAAAUACCGUUGGCCCGAUUUUGUUCAUAUUUUGUACACAUAUACCCUAUGGAGGUAGAAGUUCUGCUCGAAAGCCGAUUUUCAAAAUGGCUGCUCAAUUCAAAAUGGCGGCCAUUUUAGUGCCGAUUUUACAGUAAUUUAGGUGCAAUAUGUAAAACUGUAAUAGCAAUAUGUUUUAAAUGUAAAAAAAUUAUGAAGGACAUUAAUAAAGCUAUAAAUGUAGACAUUAAAGAAGCACAUGGCAGCCAUCUUGAAAAAUGGCGGCCUUUACUCGUUAUUUUACGAUUUUUGCUAUAACUCGAAAAGUAGUGGAGCGAUUUUGUUCAUAUUUGGUAUGUGAAUACUAUAAGC